GCUGUGCUCAUUUCUCUAGCUGCCUCCACUCUGCCCGAGGCUGGCACCAGGCCCUGGUCAUCUGCUUUUCAGUAGAGAAUGGCGGCUGGGAACGGUCCGUGGAUGGCUCUGGCCCUGCUGACCCUGCUGGCCGGGCUGCAGACUCCUGCACUGAGCGAGGUGUCUGUGCAGCCCAACUUCAAACAGGACCAGUUCCUGGGACGCUGGUUCACCAAGGGUCUGGCCUCCAACGCGACCUGGUUCCAGGAGAAGAAGGCAAAGCUGUCCAUGUGCAAGUCGGUGGUGACCGCCGCUGAGGACGGUGCCCUCAACUUGACUGUCACCUACUUCAGGAACACCCAGUGCCAUGUCUGGAACCUGCUGCUGGAACCCACUGGGACCCCCGGCCACUACAGAUACUACAAACCUAAGUGGGGCAGCAACCAUGACGUGCUGGUGGUGGAAACCGACUAUGACCGGUACGCCAUGUUCAUCACACAAAGCACUAACGUCCCAGGCAAGGAGCUGUUCAUGGCCACGCUCUACACUCGCUCACAGAACCCGGUGGCCGAGAGGGAACUGAAUGAGAAGUUCCGCAGCUUUGCCCACUCCCAGGGCUUCACAGAUGAAGCCAUUGUGUUCCUGCACAAAGCCGGUGAGGUCCUAAUCUGUGGGUGGGGCCUCAGCAGAUUAGCUGUCCAAGACUCAGGCCCAGGUCGGGAUUCUGGGGUGGCUUCCUGUGGCCACACUGCCUACUCCGCCCACACGACCUGUCCUCCACCCAGGCCUUGGCACAAGAAUGUCCCCUCCCUGAUGUCCCAAGCACCCUUGUGCCUGGCUUGGGCCAGCUCUAAAGACACAGGGGUCCUCAGCCUGGGGGGGCCUCAGGAGAUUGGUGGGCAGAGGGUCCCCUCUUGGCUUGAAGGCCAAGGAGGGUGGAAUGGGCAGGAGGCUUUGGUCUGAGGACUCCCCCAGAUA
Molecule: messenger RNA, 957 nt
Organism: Suncus etruscus (white-toothed pygmy shrew)
Lineage: Eukaryota; Metazoa; Chordata; Mammalia; Eulipotyphla; Soricidae
Gene: PTGDS
Product: prostaglandin D2 synthase
Exons: 6
Coding region: 79-942 (287 amino acids)
Molecular function (GO): small molecule binding
Source: RefSeq, a predicted model, not a curated record